AGAAGGCAUUAGGACGGCAAGCCACAUUCCUGGCCACUGUGAGGAAAUCAAUGAAUAUUUAUGCAAAGGUUGUUUACUUACUACUGCUCAAAGUUAUUAUUAGAGGACUACUGUGCAUUUGUGUCGCUUUCUACCUUGUUUUGAAGAGCCACAAGAUUUGUAAUUGGCAGCUUUGAAUCUACUGUAGGGUCGUGCUUUCAGUGUAUCGGGGAUUGGACUGGACACUGGCGGCGCGGUUGAUGAAGACGUGCUCUGCACACUAGACCUACUUCAAACACUUGGCCGUUCCCCUUUUUCUUUUUCCGUAAAAUGCCAAGACUUCGUCCAUCAAACUCUGCCCAUUUCAAACCAGGCUGCUCAUUUGGAAGGACGUCAGACCGCAGCCUUUCUAAUCUGCAAGUUCAGUCCAAUAAAUUGUGACAUAGGCUGUCAGCGUUGGAAUAAGAAAUCGAUAUCCAAGAAAGGGACGCGAUAUUCUUUCAGAAUUUUAACGAUCUAUUUCCUCUAUCCUCAUAACCAUGCGAAUUGUGUGAAGGCUGGAGUGGUCCAGCUACUUGCAUUUUAAGAUGGAGCAGUGCUGAUAGUGACAAAUUAUUGUUGUUGAGUGUCCAUGCAAGACUUGGGGUGGAAACAUGUCUGGCCACUUCUCUGAGAGGAUCACUGCUAUCAGAGAUGGCAUUUUGGUCCAGCACUUCGGUUUUUACCUCUAAAGUGCCCCGGAAAAUCUUAUUCAUGUUCACCCUCUCCCUCUCUGUCACCUACUUGUUCUAUAGCUUGAUGAGCUGUUACAACUCGUUACAGUUCCCCUUGCAAGAGAACUACGUGUACCAAGGGAGACUGGUGACAGAGGAGGCAACUUUCGUGACAUUAAGGGAGAAACUUUAUUCCACUUCGUCGCAGGGCUAUUUGGACGAGGAGCUCAUAGAGGCAACUGCCGCCGCAGAGCAAACGGUUGCAAUUUCCACAGUCAAAGAUAAUGUGGAGACCGAACAAAGAACAUUGGAUUGGGUUAGGACUCAGGCGUCUCCAACUAAAGCCGCCGCGGCGUAUCACUCUCCCGCUCUGGAGAGGGAGCCCCCGGAAUUCAGCACCACGGACAACGAACUCAGGGUGAACUGCACCUCGGAUUAUGGGGAGAAGAAAUUACCCCAAGCCAUUAUAAUUGGGGUGAAGAAAGGAGGUACAAGGGCUCUGCUUGAAGCUUUGAGGGUCCAUCCAGACGUCAGAGCCGUUGGGAAUGAGCCACAUUUCUUCGACAGGAACUACGAGAAGGGGCUGGAUUGGUACAGAGACCUGAUGCCUUCGACUCUGGAGGGACAGAUCACCAUGGAGAAGACACCCAGUUACUUUGUGACUAGCCAUGCCCCCAAGCGCAUCCACACGAUGGCCAGGGAUAUUAAGCUAAUCAUUGUGGUUCGUAACCCUGUCACAAGGGCCAUUUCAGACUACACUCAGACUCUGUCCAAAAAACCAGAGAUCCCAACUUUUGAGGUUUUGGCUUUCAAAAACCGGACGCUGGGCCUAAUAGAUGCGUCGUGGAGUGCUCUACGUAUAGGGAUUUAUGCUCUCCACUUGGAGACGUGGAUGCAGUACUUCCCUCUCUCCCAGAUGCACUUUGUCAGCGGAGAGAGGCUUAUCAUUGAUCCCUCUGGUGAGAUGGCCAAGGUGCAGGACUUUCUGGGACUCAAGCGGAUUGUCACGGAUAAACACUUUUAUUUUAACAAAACUAAAGGAUUUCCUUGCCUGAAGAAGCCAGAGGACAGCAGCACCCCGAGAUGUCUUGGCAAAUCUAAAGGAAGAACUCACCCUAAAAUUGACCCAGACGUUAUCCGCCGACUACACAAAUUCUACAAACCCUUUAACAUGAUGUUCUACCAAAUGACUGGCCAGAACUUUGAGUGGGAGCUGGAGGUGGGCAGUGACUUUUGGAGCUCUCAGAACUAAGUAAACUACAUCCUCACGGCACAGCCACACCACCAGCCUUCUCAAUAACAGAAGAACUACCACCCGUCCCUACUGCUUGAUCCUCCAAGAGAGUGCUUGAGCACGUCAAUCAAUCAUGGCUGUUUUUGCAAAAGUGUCUGUAUCCAUAGCAAAAAGAGUUUACCGACAUGCUUCUGUUCUCUCCCUCAAUAUUUGUUGUGUUGAUGGUGGCAAAAGCAUUGUAUAUACUAUACAUACAAAUAUAUUUAUAUUUGUGAAAGGGAGACGAUUUUAUUCCUUUUGUUUUUAAAACAUAGAGCAGAUAGAGUAUUUAAAUCAUGUCGACUAUGACGAUGCAUGCAUGCGAUAAGUUAAGUGUCCUUAUACCUCCUGAGCCCCACGGGUCUAUUCUGCGUGUUUUUUCUCCCUUUACUUUUCAUACUGUUUGUUGCCCUCUCAUCCACACCCACCAGCAUACAGUACAGAACAGUCAUUAUACCCAGAUGACUGAGGCCAUGAAGUAUUCUGGUUGAUUUAUUUAAAACUCCAAUUUCUGCUUUAGAGAUGCAAAUAAAUAUAUUAGUCUUGUAUUUACAAUAAUCCCUUGACAUGACUCUCAUGUCAUUUUAGAAAUUGUCUGUGUAUGUUUUCUGUGGAGACAAUCCCUUUUUGUCAAUCCAGGUUUACCAAAGCAUACCUUUAAUUUCCUCAGAAUCAAUAUUUUUGUUGACCUGCACUAGUAAAUGACAGAUUUAAAGAAAUGUACAGUACAUCUAUUUCAAAUUGUUUUGUAUAUCAUCUUAUGUGAGGCUAGAAUUGGCAUAUAUCAUCUCGUUUUUUCUCCCCACAAUUAUCAAGGGAUUACUGUGAAGAUGACACGCUCCUUCAGAAAACAAAGUACCUUAUGUUGACAAAUUUGAAGUUAUUUUGAGGUGUACACAAAGUCUAUUAUAAAUGGAGAAAAACAAAUUUUAUAUAGAGCUAUUAUAUGAUUAAUUUGACAGAUGUAAUACAAAGCUAUUUCCUGUGAGUUCUUCUGUCUCCUAGCUUGAGACUUACAAGCCAAUAUGGUUCUCUUUUUGUCAUGGUUACAUUGAUGAGGUGAAGAAAUACAGAGUACCAAACAGAAGGGUGUUAAGAAACAUCUGGUCCCAUGGAGUCUUCUGUCAUUAAGCGAUUAAUGGGUUAAUUAAGUAAACCUGUCUCUGGAACAUCAUUGUCAAAGUCAAAGUGAGGAUUUGUUGCAGAUGCUAUUAUGCACAGGUUUACCCAGUAAAUCUCAUAUUGUUAUGACUGUAUCAUGUAUCUGACUGGAAUCUUAGUCUGUCUGUUAGGAAACAUUAUGUACAUCAGCGCGUCGCAAACCGGCUUGUGAUCAACGGCAUUGAGGUAUGUAAACAUGGCACAGAUAAUAAUUACAACAGGGUUUUACAGUCCUUUUCUGCUUUUCUAUAAAUGUGACUUUACUUCUAAGUUUAAAAUAAGAACUUUUGGAAUAGCUUGCAGUGAUCCUGUCUGCUGUCUAACUACUGUCUCUGGACUUCAUCAAUUGAGACAAUCAAUACAGUCAAUGAGUCAAUAAAUACAGUCUUCUAGACAUCAAUGGUCGACCACAGCUAUGAUGCAUUACACUGUUAAUCUUCCCUGUUUUCUGGCGGCCACGCUAAGCUGGAUUGGUUCACUCUCUGUCGGCCUCUCCAUCACCAUGGGGAGUCUGGGUCCAGCAGCUAGUUACACAGAGCAAUUCAUUCAAUCAAAGUACCAACUAUACUGCCCUUUCUAGCACCAAACCUGAACACUUACCUCAAAGCCUCAGUUUCCCAGAGUCACACCUUACACUUUGAUACUGCUCUGUGCAGACAUCCCCUGGUGUCUUCCUCUGAACCUCUUUUUCUCUCCAUCCCUGGGGCACACUCUCAUUCAUCACACGGUUCUUUCUGUCUAGCACAAGUUUUGCUGUUCAGUUCAGAACAAAGAUAUGGGUUCAUAAAUAACCAACAAUAAAUAUA
Molecule: messenger RNA, 3932 nt
Organism: Esox lucius (northern pike)
Lineage: Eukaryota; Metazoa; Chordata; Actinopteri; Esociformes; Esocidae
Gene: hs3st4
Product: heparan sulfate (glucosamine) 3-O-sulfotransferase 4
Exons: 2
Coding region: 673-1944 (423 amino acids)
Molecular function (GO): [heparan sulfate]-glucosamine 3-sulfotransferase activity
Source: RefSeq, a predicted model, not a curated record